Messenger RNA from Pelmatolapia mariae (spotted tilapia), 1665 nucleotides. Its product is annotated as deoxynucleoside triphosphate triphosphohydrolase SAMHD1-like. Gene Ontology annotation, cellular component: nucleus. Gene Ontology annotation, molecular function: dGTPase activity. The transcript is spliced from 17 exons. Lineage: Eukaryota; Metazoa; Chordata; Actinopteri; Cichliformes; Cichlidae. Gene Ontology annotation, biological process: defense response to virus; dGTP catabolic process; regulation of innate immune response. The coding region runs from base 1 to 1665 and encodes 554 amino acids. The record is from RefSeq and is a predicted model, not a curated record.
AUGUCAGUAGGCUGGCCAGCUGCCAGUGCCUUGGUCAAAGGCAAGGUGUUUAAUGAUCCCAUCCAUGGCCACAUCGAGUUACAUCCACUACUUGUCAAGAUCAUAGACACCCCUCAGUUUCAGAGACUACGAAAUAUCAAGCAGCUUGGGGGCGGUUAUUUUGUUUUUCCAGGAGCAUCGCACAACCGCUUUGAACACUCAAUAGGGGUGGGGCACUUAGCAGGAGAACUUGCAAAAUCUCUGAAGCUGAAACAGCCAGAACUCGACAUCAGUGAACGAGAUGUCCUUUGUGUGCAAAUUGCAGGUCUCUGUCAUGACCUGGGACAUGGGCCUUUUUCCCAUCUGUUUGAUGGAAUGUUCAACCCCGAAGCAGACCCAGAACAUAAAGACUGGAAGCAUGAGGAUGCCUCUUUAGAGAUGUUUGAUCAUUUGGUGGUGGCGAAUAGUCUGGCACAAGAGAUGGAGCGUUAUGGACUGAUAUUCCCAACUGACCUGAAGUUUAUCGAGGAGAUGAUUAAACCUCUAAAGAGUGAUGACACUGAGGUACUGGUCAGUUACUGUCUGAAUAUUAUGAAACCAUUCGUUAUUGUCUCUUGGCUGUGUGAAGGUCGAGAUGAGAAUAAAUCCUUUCUCUAUGAAAUUGUGUCAAACAAGCAAAAUGGGAUUGAUGUGGACAAGUUCGACUACUUUGCCAGGGACUGCCACCACCUGGGCAUCCGGAACAACUUUGACCAUCAACGCUUCAUCAUGUUUGCCAGGGUGUGUGAUGUGAAUGGGAGGAAGCACAUUUGCUCUAGAGACAAGGAAGUGGCAAACCUGUAUGACAUGUUCCACACAAGGAACUCUCUCCACAGAAGAGCCUACCAGCACAGAGUAACCAAGAGUGUAGAAAUUAUGAUCAAAGACGCCCUCUUGAAAGCAGAUCAGUACAUCCUGACUAAAGGUUCAGGAGGAACAACGCUCAGUCUCUCCAAAGCUAAAACUGACAUGGAAGCCUACACAAAACUGACAGAUCAAGUGAUUGAAAGGAUACUCCACCCUUGUUCUUGUUCAAAUGAAUUCACUCCCUCUCCUCUGGAGGAAGCCAGGAUAAUUCUGCAGAGGAUCAUGUCUCGAGACCUGUACCAGUUUGUGGGUGAAACCAAGCUGGUGCUGAUGACGGUGCAGAAGCUAAGGUGUGGACCAAAACAACUGUACCAAGACCCUUUAGCCCCAUCAGAUGAUCUCAUGACUCAUCGAGUGACACCGCUGACCAGUCAAUCGGUGGCAUGCGAGAGAGAUAUUCAUGUGACUCUUCUCUCCCUUUCUCAGCUCAAGAAAGAAGACCAAGAGGAAAUAAAAAAGAUGAAGGACAGCUUGGAAAAUGAACUGGUUAAAGUCAUUCUAAAAGACAACUUUGAAAUUACUGUUGUCACUUUGGACUAUGGGAUGAAAAACAAGGACCCCAUCAAUACCACAUAUUUCUACACUAAGGCUAACCCUACUGAAGCAUUCAAGAUUUCCAGAGAACAGGUGUCCAAGCUUCUCCCAGUGUGCUUUGCUGAGAAGAUCCUCAGAGUUUACUGUAAGAACUCAGCGAGUCUGAGAGAUGCUAAGUUCUGCUUUCAAAGCUGGUGUCACGAAAAUGACUUUCUAACUGAGGAUCGAGAGAGAGCAACUCCAUGA